AUGGCUUCAAUGCUGUCUCUCCACCUCAUGUGUCCAGUGUGUUUGAGUGACUUCCGAGAUCCAGUAAGUUUGCCCUGUGAGCCUGCUCUCUGCCGAAAGUGUAUUACAAGUUAUUUGGAAUCAAGUGAAGGUGCUCACAAAUGCCCAGAAUGCAGACAAACCUUCACCAGACAGGAUGUUAAAGGUAACCGAGUUCUGAGAAACGUUGUGGACGUCAUACAACAGCGCAAGACAAAACAACAGACUCCAAGGAAGGCACAAGAACUGUUGUGGCCUGACCAUGAAGAGCAACUCAAACUUUUCUGUGAGAACGACCAGAGAUUGGUCAAGGAGGGAGAGAAACACAGUGGACACAGUUUCAAGCCUGUAAAAGAAGCUAUGGAGAUCAGUGAGAUUGUGGUGAGAGAGGCAAUGAGAUUUAUUUUGGAUGCCAAUAAACAAAUUGGUGACAUGAUCUUGAACCAGAUGCUUGAAAUCACAAAAUCUAAGGAAAGAGCCAAAUGUCUCAAGGAAAAGAUGCAUGCUCAGUUUAACAAAAAGCAUGACUUCUUGAGGGAAAAGGAGGAAGAAAUAUUGAGACAGCUCAAGAAAGCAGCACACAGUGCUGAGGAAUCAAUGAAGCAAAAUGCAUCAUUGUUGGCAAAGUUGCAAAUUAAUGGAAAUAAUCAGGUGUCCGUGUUGGAGUCAGGACUAACAAUAUGCCAACCUGAGAGGUUUUUUCAGUGGUGGAGUGAAGGUUUCCCUUUUGUCGAUGAAAUCACACUCAGUGAGAACACAGACUUUAUUAUUUUUUACAGAUAUAAAUCAAGGCUUGAUGGCGCUAAAGUGAUUUCUGACCACUUCACUCUUGGCCCUUAUGAAACUGGCCUGCCACUAAUUGUUUGGAGAGACAUGCUAGGCCCUGUUAAACUUGAGUUGAGCUCUAAUGAACAUCUCUCCUAUCAGAAACUGGCUAUCAGAAAAGAUAGCCAUCGGCAGUCUCAAGGGGAAGAUUGCUUUGCCAAAUUCCAAAAGUUUCACAAAGGUUAUAAGGAAAAAUUUGUGGAGAACAUACAACCGAUGUACUGGGAGGUUGACAUAGGAGUUGAACCAGGAUGGGAACGUGGACUUACAGUUAGAUAUUACCCAAAGGAGAAGAAUGGUUCUCUCUGGCAGGCAUUAUUUUCUAAAUGUUUUGAGAACAUAUCUCUUUCAGUAAAAGAUGACAAUGCUGUAAGGGGCAGUGAAUAAACCCUAAUUGUCAGCCAGAUUAUACCCAGAAGAGUUGGAGUUUAUGUAGACAGUAAAAAACGUCAUGUUGUGUUUUGCAAUGCCUGUUUUGCAAUGUCUCUCAUUCACACAGUGCGGUGUGGAGAUAAAUAG
This is a messenger RNA of Rhinichthys klamathensis goyatoka, 1362 nucleotides long. RefSeq names its product nuclear factor 7, brain. Lineage: Eukaryota; Metazoa; Chordata; Actinopteri; Cypriniformes; Leuciscidae. The record is from RefSeq and is a predicted model, not a curated record.